CUCAUUGAUUGAAAAAAGAAAAGACACGAUGCAAUCUUCAAAGGAGAAACUGAAAAACGUGGCCAGUGCUGCCAAGGAGCAAGUCGACAUCUAUAAAGCCAAAAUAGACGAGAAGGCAGAGAAAGCAACGGCAAGAACAAAGGAAGAGAAAGUAAUAGCCGAGGAGCGUGCAAAGGCUAAGGAAGCUAAAGCAAAGAUGGAGCUGCAUGAAGCUAAAGCCAGGCAUGCAGCAGAGAAGUUAAGCACCAAUCAAUCACAUAACUAUGGCCUCCACGACCACGAGCCUCACCUAGAUGGAGCUCAUCAGUACCAAGGGCACCAGCCACUUGGGACAGUUCCCAAGCCAGGAGCCACCCAUCCAACUUAUCCACUAGGAGGAAACCCUCCUAGGAACACGCAUAUAUAGAUCUGUGUUUAACUGUAGCUUCUUCUUUCUUUCU
Molecule: messenger RNA, 440 nt
Organism: Gastrolobium bilobum
Lineage: Eukaryota; Viridiplantae; Streptophyta; Magnoliopsida; Fabales; Fabaceae
Product: late embryogenesis abundant protein 6-like
Exons: 2
Coding region: 29-406 (125 amino acids)
Biological process (GO): embryo development ending in seed dormancy
Source: RefSeq, a predicted model, not a curated record